Homo sapiens (human) is the source of this 3275-nucleotide messenger RNA. RefSeq names its product nuclear pore complex interacting protein family member B3 (gene NPIPB3). Gene Ontology annotation, cellular component: membrane. The record is from RefSeq and is a predicted model, not a curated record. Lineage: Eukaryota; Metazoa; Chordata; Mammalia; Primates; Hominidae.
AGCUUGAAAUGAAUUUUAAAGGAUGACUGAUGGUCCCUGGAAGAGAAACAGUAAACAAAUAAGGUUUCAGGCACAGAACUGUAUAUCCAAUAAUAGUGAAAUGGAUCCCACUAAUUAUGACAGAAAUGAUGAUACAUUUAAAUGACUUGGAUGUUUUAUAGGUUGGCACUCAUCAUGAGCCCCUGUUCUCAUUCUGCAAAUGGUGAAGCUCUCUAUUGUCCUGACCCCACAGUUCCUGUCCCAUGACCAGGGCCAGCUCACCAAGGAGCUGCAGCAGCAUGUAAAGUCAGUGACAUGCCCAUGCGAGUACCUGAGGAAGGUUAUCAAUACUCUGGCUGACCAUCAUCAUCGUGGGACUGACUUUGGUGGAAGUCCUUGGUUACAUGUCAUUAUUGCGUUUCCGACAAGUUAUAAAGUUGUCAUUACCCUCUGGAUAGUUUACCUUUGGGUGUCUCUCCUGAAGACUAUCUUCUGGUCUCGAAAUGGACAUGAUGGAUCCACGGAUGUACAGCAGAGAGCCUGGAGGUCCAACCGCCGUAGACAGGAAGGGCUGAGGUCCAUUUGUAUGCACACAAAGAAAAGAGUUUCUUCCUUUCGAGGAAAUAAAAUUGGCCUGAAAGACGUCAUUACUCUACGGAGACAUGUGGAAACAAAAGUUAGAGCUAAAAUCCGUAAGAGGAAGGUGACAACGAAAAUCAACCAUCAUGACAAAAUCAAUGGAAAGAGGAAGACCGCCAGAAAACAGAAAAUGUUUCAACGUGCGCAAGAGUUGCGGCGGCGAGCAGAGGACUACCACAAAUGCAAAAUCCCCCCUUCUGCAAGAAAGGCUCUUUGCAACUGGGUCAGAAUGGCGGCAGCGGAGCAUCGUCAUUCUUCAGGAUUGCCCUACUGGCCCUACCUCACAGCUGAAACUUUAAAAAACAGGAUGGGCCACCAGCCACCUCCUCCAACUCAACAACAUUCUAUAACUGAUAACUCCCUGAGCCUCAAGACACCUCCCGAGUGUCUGCUCACUCCCCUUCCACCCUCAGCGGAUGAUAAUCUCAAGACACCUUCCGAGCGUCAGCUCACUGCCCUUCCACCCUCAGCAGAUGAUAAUAUCAAUACACCUGCCGAGCGUCUGCGGGGGCCGCUUCCACCCUCAGCGGAUGAUAAUCUCAAGACACCUUCCGAGCGUCAGCUCACUCCCCUUCCACCCUCAGCUCCACCCUCAGCAGAUGAUAAUAUCAAGACACCUGCCGAGCGUCUGCGGGGGCCGCUUCCACCCUCAGCGGAUGAUAAUCUCAAGACACCUUCCGAGCGUCAGCUCACUCCCCUUCCACCCUCAGCUCCACCCUCAGCAGAUGAUAAUAUCAAGACACGCCUUCCACCCUCAGCGGAUGAUCUCAAGACACCUUCCGAGCGUCAGCUCACUCCCCUUCCACCCUCAGCUCCACCCUCAGCAGAUGAUAAUAUCAAGAUACCUGCUGAGCGUCUGCGGAUUCCGCUUCCACCAUCAGCCGAUGAUAAUCUCAAGACACCUUCCGAGCGUCAGCUCACUCCCCUUCCACCCUCAGCUCCACCCUCAGCAGAUGAUAAUAUCAAGACACCUGCCGAGCGUCUGCGGGGGCCGCUUCCACCCUCAGCGGAUGAUAAUCUCAAGACACCUUCCGAGCGUCAGCUCACUCCCCUUCCACCCUCAGCUCCACCCUCAGCAGAUGAUAAUAUCAAGACACCUGCCUUCCACCCUCAGCGGAUGAUCUCAAGACACCUUCCGAGCGUCAGCUCACUCCCCUUCCACCCUCAGCUCCACCCUCAGCAGAUGAUAAUAUCAAGAUACCUGCUGAGCGUCUGCGGAUUCCGCUUCCACCAUCAGCCGAUGAUAAUCUCAAGACACCUUCCGAGCGUCAGCUCACUCCCCUUCCACCCUCAGCUCCACCCUCAGCAGAUGAUAAUAUCAAGACACCUGCCGAGCGUCUGCGGGGGCCGCUUCCACCCUCAGCGGAUGAUAAUCUCAAGACACCUUCCGAGCGUCAGCUCACUCCCCUUCCACCCUCAGCUCCACCCUCAGCAGAUGAUAAUAUCAAGACACCUGCCGAGCGUCUGCGGGGGCCGCUUCCACCCUCAGCAGAUGAUAAUCUCAAGACACCUUCCGAGCGUCAGCUCACUCCCCUUCCACCCUCAGCUCCACCCUCAGCAGAUGAUAAUAUCAAGACACCUGCCGAGCGUCUGCGGGCCGCUUCCACCCUCAGCGGAUGAUAAUCUCAAGACACCUUCCGAGCGUCAGCUCACUCCCUUUCCACCCUCAGCUCCACCCUCAGCAGAUGAUAAUAUCAAGACACCUGCCGAGCGUCUGCGGGGGCGUCUGCGGGGGCCGCUUCCACCCUCAGCGGAUGAUAAUCUCAAGACACCUUCCGAGCGUCAGCUCACUCCCCUUCCACCCUCAGCUCCACCCUCAGCAGAUGAUAAUAUCAAGACACCUGCCGAGCGUCUGCGGGGGCCGCUUCCACCCUCAGCGGAUGAUAAUCUCAAGACACCUUCCGAGCGUCAGCUCACUCCCUUUCCACCCUCAGCUCCACCCUCAGCAGAUGAUAAUAUCAAGACACCUGCUGAGCGUCUGCGGGGGCCGCUUCCACCCUCAGCGGAUGAUAAUCUCAAGACACCUUCCGAGCGUCAGCUCACUCCCCUUCCACCCUCAGCUCCACCCUCAGCAGAUGAUAAUAUCAAGACACCUGCCGAGCGUCUGCGGGGGCCGCUUCCACCCUCAGCCGAUGAUAAUCUCAAGACACCUCCCUUAGCUACUCAGGAGGCUGAGGCAGAAAAACCACGCAAACCCAAGAGGCAGAGGGCGGCUGAGAUGGAACCACCUCCCGAACCCAAGAGGCGGAGGGUCGGUGACGUGGAACCGUCACGCAAACCCAAGAGGCGGAGGGCCGCUGACGUGGAACCAUCAUCACCCGAACCCAAGAGGCGGAGGGUCGGUGAUGUGGAACCGUCACGCAAACCCAAGAGGCGGAGGGCCGCUGACGUGGAACCAUCAUCACCCGAACCCAAGAGGCGGAGGGUCGGUGACGUGGAACCGUCACGCAAACCCAAGAGGCGGAGGGCCGCUGACGUGGAACCAUCAUUACCCGAACCCAAGAGGCGGAGGUUGAGCUGAGAAGAGGCCAGUGCACUCAAGCCUGAGCAAUAAGAAUAAAACCGAGUAGAACAAAAUAAAAAAUUCAAAAAACAAAACAAAACCCACACUCCAAAAACUAACAAAGAAUAAAUAAAUAAUAUAAAAAUAAAAUAAA